Crotalus tigris (Tiger rattlesnake) is the source of this 6710-nucleotide messenger RNA. It is a transcript of the gene RHOU, whose product is annotated as ras homolog family member U. The coding region runs from base 3221 to 4042 and encodes 273 amino acids. Gene Ontology annotation, molecular function: GTPase activity; GTP binding. Lineage: Eukaryota; Metazoa; Chordata; Lepidosauria; Squamata; Viperidae. The record is from RefSeq and is a predicted model, not a curated record. Gene Ontology annotation, biological process: small GTPase-mediated signal transduction. The transcript is spliced from 3 exons.
CGUAUUUAAUUAAACUGUAUAAACCCCAAAAGUCUGUUUGAUUCUGAAUCAAUAAACCAAAUACUGAACAGCUUAUAACCCAUAAAUUCCAUCACAACAAAGCAUUUCUAAAAUUCAGAAGUUAAUCUUGAGAAGCACAGUCCACAAAAUAUAUGAUGUAUCUUUUUAUCUGGUUAUUGAUUUUGUUACCUUGACAUCACCAAAGAUACAGUCAUGCCAACACAUGCUAUUUUUACAAAUUUGUCCUGUUUUUUGUUCAUUAUAAAUGACGAAUGUCACUAGUUUUGAAAGAAGAAAUAUUAUUGUAGUUUUUGUAUUAGUCAUUAAGGCAAGUAAUUAAUAAUUUAAAUAAAUAUAAAUAUAUUAAAAUUCCUAAUUCAGAAUCUUAAAAGCUGCAAGUUCUUAGUACAAUGUGUCCUCAGGGGGAAAAAAUUCAGACACAGGGAUUCCAACAAAUACUAAAAUUUUGUGAUAUAAUCUUAGUGAAAAAGAUGGGGAAGGGAUCUAUGCUAACACCUCACAAGAUGUUCUACAGGCAGGAUAUUACAAACUAAUAUGUGAAUAAUGAGUUCUACUUUGACUGCAAUUCAUAUCUAAUUUGUGCUUGCCACAUAAGCAGUGGAACAAUCUAGUUUUGUCAUACCUGACAUUAGAAGCGAGAUCAAGUAUAAAUCCUAGUCCAUAACCUGAAUCUAAAAAACUCUUUUGGUGUUACCUGUAUACUUGGACCUGAUCCUAGGAUCUGAACUUUGUUUGCUGGCUUCUGUCCCUAAACAUGAAUUACAUUUCUUUCUUUUUAUGUAUUGUUCAUACCAAAGGUUCAAGGAAAGUAUUCAGAAAUCUUCAGAAAGAAAUCUAUAGAUCUUACACAUAAACAGGCCUUUCGUUGUACAAUACAGAAAUGUCACAUCGCCAACAAAGUCUUUUUAAUUUCGCCAUAGCAAAAAAAUGAUUUAACUUGAUACUGUACUGGGAGUGUUGCACAACAGCUAGUUGAUCAUCCUGUUAAACAAAAGCCUAGUGUACUGUACUCUGAAAGACACAUUUUACAGUUCAAUACUGGCCACAGAAAGAUAAAGCAACUUUGAACAUUUAAGAACAACUUGAAUAUUCAUGUUUCUUAAACCGAAGUUGGGACUACAUGCUUAAAAUGGACACAGAGCAUUUUGCCCAUAGUACACAGUCAUUUCAUUAAGUAAUUUUAUCUCUGCAGUUAUUUUUGCUUCUACGCAAUAGGAUUCUCAAAAAUAUUUAUCUGACUAAAAGAUCAGCUAACCUUUUCUAUAUGAAUGAUCUUUCUCUGUGGUGGUGGAUUUUCCCCCAUUGACAAAGAUGCUGUAAUGGGAAUAAUGAGGGAGUUAUAAAACUGUCUUUUGUCACCAAAUGUGAUGUACUUUAUGUCAUUCGUGCCGUUUGCAUAAUUCCCAGUAUGAACACCAAAAUUCUUGGCAUCCGAGUUCAUGGCAGAUGAAACAGUCAGCAAAAGUGUCACCAAAAUAAGCACGUAGAGGUCCAAAAUGAUGAGUUUCCAAAAGCAGCAAGACAGAAUAUUAUUCGUUUGUUUUCUUAGACAGUAAAACUUUUACAUCAGCUAGAGUCUCAGAGAAGAGAUAGCAUCAUCUGAGACACACCUCUCUACUAAUUAUAAAAUUGGUAGACCGCAGCAGCCCCAAUGUCCAAUAUUUGGAAACAAUUCUAUUGCAAUCUUUUUGUCAUUUUCCUAUAGUCUAUCUGGCAGUAAUCUGGCGAUAAUCACGUCCACUUAUUCCAUUAAUUCUUUAUUCAAGAUUUGGACAUUGGCAGCAAACAAUGGGAAUUGUAACCUCCCACAUCUGGAAGGGCUUUUUAUGUGGAAGUCCCAUUUUAGGCCAGACUGAAAACAUGAAAAAUAUACUGGAAGAAGGGAAUGGCAAAUGAGUUUGGCAUUAUUGCCAAGAAAACUGCAUGGUGGCAUCCAUAUAGUUGCCAGAAUUGAGCUCCAAUCAGUAGCAAUGUGGAUAUCUUUAAUUUUAAAAAUGCAAAGUCUUAAAGAGCUGGAAACAGGUGAGAAUGAAGUAUUGAUAUUCAGACAUCUUUGCUCUUGGAUUAUUUAACAUAUUAUCAGAUGGCUAGGGUUGCCGGUUGCCUAUUAGGUUGCCUAUUACUAUAAGACACACACACACACACACACACAAUUACACUUCUGCACACUACAGUGUGUCUAUCCUUGAAUAUCUCAAUUCUCAAUUGCACUGUACAACAGGUGCUCCAGAUCGGUAGCCAGAAGAGUAACCUCGAUGGGAUUUAUACCAUUUCUUUGAAAAUAUGCUUGAGUACAUCAGGCUGAAAAACUCCCAAAUACAUUUUAUUAUAUUAGAAAGUUUAAGGUAUUUGAGUCCUAAUCACGUAAUAAGCAUCACUAACGUGUUCUAAGUUUGAUUUUAUAACAACGAUCUUAUUUCGAUUACCUUUCCGGGAAAAAAAAAAUGCAAUUGUUCUGGCAGAAGAGAGAAGGAAGACACGUGCAAAAAGAACUACGGGAAAAUGGGAAAUAAAAGCAAAGGGGCCCGACAAGAUUGAAGAAACGACUGUGGAAAGAAAAUUAAGUUUUAAGAAACGAAGGGAAGAGUUUUUUUAAAGACUGGAACGAACUGAUCGUGCUACGCCUCCGCAGGCGGCGUGGUUUACGUGGCCUCGCUCCAAUGUCCAGCCAAAUGAGAUACCCAAUUGUCGUCAGCGUUCGAAAAGAAGCAGAUUGGCCAAUGGAAAGCGCCAGAUUAUACUCCGAGAUUGAUUCCACGCCGGCCAGCAACGUCGCCUCUUCUUCGCGCUUUCGCCCUGGCUGUGGUGGAGCGCCCCCUGCCGGCAAAUCCCUCUUCACCAAGCUCCGCCCGUCCCAGGCUGCCCCGCCCACUUUGGCUCGUUUUCUCAGUCUUCUUCGGGAUUAUGUCAUCUGGCGGCAGAUCGAGCGCUUGGCUGCUGUAGUCUUCCCGCGAGCAAAGACGGCUGCUGCUGCUGCUGCUGCUGCUGCUGAAGGAGCGAGGUCGCACGUCUUCUGAAGUGCCGGAGCGGCAGAGAUCGGGAAGAAGGAAGCUCGGCGCUCGGAUCUGGAAAAGCUCUUCUCCAGCAGGCGGGUCCCCCUGCCCGGAUUGCUUCCCGGCGCCCCUCGCCGCUGCCUUCCGCGGCUGUGGCUCGGCGGAUCUCAUUGUCUUUGGGGGUCUCCCGCACCGGAGCCGGGCGGAUGCCGCCGCAGCAAGAAGGAGAAACCGGCUACAUCAGCAAGCCGCUGCCGGGCGGCUGCGAAGUGCCUCCGGUGCCUCCGCGUCGGGUCCGCAGCAGCCGAGCGGCGGCGCUGGGGGCUGCCUUGGGGAGCCGCUGCCGGGCUGGAGCUAGCGGAGGGGCCGGAGCGAUCGGAACGGAGCCUCGGCGCAGCAUCAAGUGUGUGCUGGUGGGAGACGGCGCGGUGGGUAAAACCAGCCUGGUGGUGAGUUACACCACCAACGGCUACCCUACGGAAUACAUCCCUACCGCCUUCGACAAUUUUUCAGCUGUCGUGUCUGUAGAUGGCCGACCAGUGAGGCUUCAGCUCUGUGACACAGCCGGGCAGGAUGAAUUUGACAAGCUCCGCCCACUGUGCUACACCAACACAGACAUCUUUUUGCUGUGCUUCAGUGUAGUGAGCCCUUCAUCUUUCCAGAAUGUGAUUGAGAAAUGGGUCCCUGAAAUCCGAUGUCACUGCCCCAAGGCCCCGAUUAUUCUCGUCGGGACCCAAUCGGACCUCCGGGAAGAUGUCAAAGUACUAAUUGAGCUUGACAAAUGCAAAGAGAAGCCUGUGGCGGAGGAGGCCGCAAGGCUCUGUGCCGAGGAAAUAAAAGCCGCCUCUUACAUCGAGUGCUCCGCUUUGACUCAGAAAAACCUCAAAGAAGUCUUUGAUGCAGCCAUUGUGGCUGGCAUUCACUACUCGGAUACUCAGCAACAGCCAAAGAAAUCCAAAAACAGGACUCCGGACAAAAUGAAAAACCUCUCCAAGUCCUGGUGGAAAAAAUAUUGUUGUUUUGUAUAGGGUUUUUUGUUUUGGAGUGAAGGCCUUGGAAAUGGCAGUUUGAUCAUUGAGAGUGAUUUGAGGUGACUUUUGCUGAAAAACUCUCUCUAUUCCAGACUGCACAGUUAAAAUCCACCACUGAACAUGCUGCUAAAAUUAUCUCUUUCCGAUUGAGAUGGGGAUGGGCGUGAGCUGAGAGGCUGAGGUUGACCAAAUUGUGGGUUUUCCCAUUAGUGGUAGUUUCUUUUUAGUGAGGACUGCUGGCCUACACUUUGGUGGAACUGAAAGUUGAAUCAUGAAUUCACUAUAUACAGGUGUAGGAAAGGCUAGAACCUUCUUAGGUUCUCCUAAGAAGUCUACAUGACGACUGUGAGGACUACCCUACAGUCCAAUUAUUGUUUUGCAGGUGGAUCUCUAAAACUGGGCCUCUUAGGACAUUUGGCUCAAAAUGGAGAAUUUCUCUGCCUGCAUCUGCCUGCAUUUUUAGUCUUGUAGGCUUCAGGAACACUACAUCACAUUUCUGAAAUGUACAUUGUGUUGCUAAAUUAGCAGAAUCUGCACGUGAAUCUGAUAUAUUUUUCUUAAAAUGAUAUGCCUACUUUAUGCACAGUGUGGGGAAUGUCAUAACAAAUAGAGCAGCUGUGCAAAAUUGUAUCUUCCUUGUAUACCCCGACUGACAGAUCCCUUUUACACCAUGAAAUGUGCAUGCUUGUUGGCUUGGAAAAAGGAGAAAUCAUAUUUUGAAUAGCAAUGGGCUUCUUUUCUAUUUAUAGAGGAUAUAUGACAUCAAAGAUGUAUCAAUAUCUGCAGAAAUAUGGUGCAAAAUGUAGAUAUUGGUGGUCUUGGUGAUUCUUAAUCUGAUGCCACUCAAUGCGAGCCUGACUUACCUUUGUUCAUUUGUAAUCUAUAACAUGAAGGGUUCUAAGUUGGGAAAAGCUUGUUUAAAUUCACAUUGGAAACCUUUUUCCAUAAGAUAAUCUCAACUAAUUUUUAGUCUUCUUUGCUGAAUCGGGUAUCACAAUACUGUGUCAUUGAAACAAUAUUUGCUCAUAUAAGAUAAACUGGAAAGAAAAAAAAAAACUAUUAACUGUUCAAAAUUCCAGAAAGUCUAUUUUUUAAAACAGUCAGGAAAUUUAAUCUAAGCAAACGUGCAUAAUGUUGGGAAUUGACUUUCAUUCAAAAGAUGCCAAAUCUUUUACUGGCAAUGUUCGUGUAGCAAUAAAUGACGGCAAAUGCUGGUUUACCAGUGCUCUUAAGUACUUGGAGGACAUGCUUUUGUACCAGUUUUAUUCAGUCUUCCAUAUUUGAAUAAAUCGAACAUUGGCUAAAUGCCACCUAUUUUCGUGGCUUGGGUGAGAUUUUAGGACCAUGCAAAGAAUAACAAAAGCAAAACAGCUUUUCUUUGCAAUAGAUUAAACUAAACUGUGUCUGAACUGUUGUAGAUUUAUUAUGUAAUUGCACAUCUGUUUUGGGGAUUUCUGUUCUAAUUAAGUAAUGCAAUACAGAGAUUAAUUUAAACUAUAACUGGGCUACUGUAGUAGCUUGAUUUUUCUGUCUAAUUUUCCUUCCUUGCUUUUAUGUAGCCCUUUGCAUUUAUAAUAUGAUCAGCCUAUAUUUAAACUUAAGAAAUAAUUCUUUAUCAUUCCUGGAUGAACCUUGGUUUCAAGUGUUCUUUUUCCACGUGGCUCUUUUUUUAUAUAUAGAUAGAUAUAUUCAUGUGCUAGGAUAAAAUAACCCAAGUAUUAACUUUCAUUUUUAAAUUAACUACAUUUCACUAUAACAUCUGACUGUGGGAAUUCUUAAAAGCAGAUUUUUAAAUGCCAGGAACAAAACAUAAUUGCUGAUCUAUGUUGGAAUAGAUCAAAAAUAUUUUGUCUAAAAAAAUUCACACCAUAGGAUCAUUAGCACACCAUGGCUGGUGCUAACCAUAGCUUAGAUUGAAUGAAUCUUUGGGAUAUCUCCCUUCUACAAAUCACCAGCAAUUUAUUUUGCAUCACUUGUAUCAUGCAAAAUUAAUAUGAAGGCUACCUCAUAUCAGAUGUCAGAGAGAGAACCAAGAUUCAACCAGGAUCAGAGAUGCUGAAUCAUGUGACUGCAUCCCAACAAGAAUUUCUGCAUCACACUAAACAACUCUUUUAUGAAUAUCAGGAUAAUAAUUUGUCAUCCCGUAUCUUCUAUGCUUAUUUUACUACUAUACAGAUUCUCUUCUGCUGCAUUGUAGUUUUGUUUAUUUUGGAUUCCAUAUGAUGCAUGGCCAGUCAUUUGGGUUAAGAGUUUUGGGACUAUUGGGACUUGUUCAACAAAAGCUGUUUAGCACGUUGCCUGAAUUGCAGCAUUGCAAUCAGAGGCCCACAUCAAAUGAAUAUUCUAUGCAUCUGAUGAAAUGAAGGUAAUUGAAAAAUCAAAUUAUUUUUUAAUCCCUGAGUAUCUUUGUGAUUAUUCUGCAGCAAACUCACAUGGCUACUCUACGUAGAGGAAUGCUGGUUUCUUUUCACUAAGUGUACUUGCAUUGCUAUCAGAGGAACUGUAGAUAAUUGAAGAUUACAAAAGUGAUGCUUUGAUUUCCUCCUGACACAUAAUUGUUGGUGUUGAUGCUUCCACAUUUCUAUUGUGUCUGAAUUGGCCUCACUGGGGUCCAUAGUUAUAAUCUGAGAAGCCCAAUGAAUAAAACUGAUAUGAGAGCCCUGUG